AUGAAGAAAUCAGAGGUUGAUAAGAACACUGUUAUCAAAUCCAUCAAGCAAAGAUUCUCAAGCGUUUUUGAACAAUGUAUUGGUAAAACACCCAACUUCACAUGCUCUUUAAAACUAAAGGAUAAUUCAAGACCUAUGUACUUAAAACCCAGACCAGUACCUCAUGCCCUUCGAGAAGCUGUUGAGAAUGAACUAGAUAAACUCGAAAAGGAAGACAUAAUAGAAAAAGUGGACCAAUCUGAGUGGGGAACACGAAUUGUUGUGAUUCCAAAAGCAAAUGGAUCGGUCCGUAUUUGCGCGGAUUACAAGGUAACUGUGAACCAACAACUACAUGACAGUCGUUACCCAAUACCAAGAAUAGAGGAUAUCCUUAACAAAAUGAGGAAUGGAAACUAUUUUUGCACGUUAGACAUUUACAAGGCUUAUUUACAUCUUUCAGUGGACUCUGAAAGUUCUAAAAUCCAGACAAUUACCACACAUAAGGGUACAUAUAUAGCCAAAAGACUGUUUUUCGGAAUUAAGACAGCUCCAAAUGAAUUUCAUAAAUUUAUUGACCAAGUCGUACAAAAUCUUGAAGGAACAGUGGCUUAUUUUGAUGAUAUUGUUGUACAAGGCUGCACUUUUGAAGAAUGCAAAUCCAGACUCAUAAAGGUCUUAGAAAAAUUGGAAAAACACAAUCUACAUGUAAAUGUUGAAAAAUGCAAGUUCUUUGAGAGAAAGUUGCAGUAUCUGGGUCAUAUCAUCAGCAAAGAUGGUAUCCAGAAAUCACCAGAAAAGGUGAGGGCAAUCCAGGAUGCUCCCCGCCCAUCAAAUAUCACAGGAGUGCGUCAAUUCCUUGGACUAGUACAGUACUAUUCAAAGUUCAUCAAAGAUGCAUCUACAGUGCUAAAUCCCUUACAUCAGCUUCUAAGGAAAGACAAACGUUUUCAUUGGUCCCAGGAAUGUGAAAAAGCUUUUACUCGUGUUAAAGAAGAGAUAGCAAGUGACACAGUUCUUACUCCAUACAACCCAGACUUACCCGUGAUACUUGCCACAGAUGCUAGCUCUGUUGGCUUAUCAGCUGUACUCUAUCAUAAAAUGCCAAAUAAUGAAGAGAGGCCUAUUGUGUUUGCCAGCAGAUCCCUCACUGCUGCAGAGCGCAACUAUAGCCAAUUGGACAGAGAAGCAACUGCUGUAUAUUGGGGGUGUAAAAAAAUGUUCGAUUAUAUAUACGGAAGGAAGUUUACUCUUGCCAUUGACAACAAACCACUGAUGACCAUAUUUCAUCCAGACAAGAAACUACCACUGUUGACUUCAUCCAGGAUGCUUAGAUACGCUAAUUUUCUUUCAGGAUUUGAUUAUGACAUUGUACACAAAAAAUCAAGCGACCACUGUAAUGCAUCAGAUUACCUCUCAAGACAUCCCUUGCCAAUAAAAGAAGAGAAUAUCAAUGUGGUUGACGAAGAUUACACUGUUCGAAGAGAGACAAUACACUGCAUAACAACCGAUACUAUCAUGGCUAAAGAUAUAGAAAAAGAAACAUCACUUGACGAUGAACUCUCUCGUUUAAAGGAAAAGCUCCUAAACGGAGAAGUCGCUGACCCAGAAAUAUCACUUCAAGACGGAAUUAUUUUUAGAGGAAAUCGUGUUGUCAUUCCAAAAAAGCUACAACCUAAAAUCCUCCAAGAAUUACAUUCAACACACGUAGGAAUAGUGCGGAUGAAAAGUCUGGCAAGAAACUACUGUUACUGGAAAAACAUUGAUACAGAUAUUGAGAGUAUGGUGGCAAGUUGUAAGGCAUGUUGUGAGAAUAAGAAAAACCCAGAGAAGGCCCCUACCCAUGUUUGGGAAAUACCAAAACGCAAUUGGCAGCGAGUUCACAUAGAUUACGCAGGACCUUUUCUAAAUCACAACUUCUUGAUUGUUGUAGAUGCCAGGUCAAAGUGGCCAGAAAUAUAUCCAAUAAAAAGUGUGCCAACAACUGCCAGUACUCUUCAUCACCUGAGAGAAAUAUUUAGUCACCAUGGCCUACCAGAAAUAUUGGUCAGUGACAAUGCUACAAUUUUCAAAUCAGCAGAGUUUCAAGCAUUCUGCAAACGCCAAGGAAUAAGACAACGAUUCAUUGCACCAGGAAACCCCUCUACUAAUGUUCAGGCGGAAAGAUUUUGCCAAACACUCAAGACAAAACUGAGGUGCAUGCAGUUUGAACAGGGCACUUUACAUGAAAAACUAUGUGCACUAUUAUUUCGGUACCGAGCUACACCACUGAGUACUGGUGCAUCCCCAGCACAAUUAAUGUUUGGCAGGAACUUGAGAACCAAGCUAGAUCUCUUAAGGCCUAGUGAAGAUGACAAAAAUGAGGCCCAACAACCAAUAUUUAACAAACAUUUCAAUAUUGGGGAGAGAGUACAAUCAAGAAAUUACGCAGGAUCCAUUCUGUGGAAAUUUGGAACUGUCGUGGAAAGGCUGGGGCGACUUCACUACCUCGUAGAACUUGAUGAUGGGUAUGUGAUAAAACGUCACUUCAAUCAGCUUCGAGUUUGUGAAGUGCCAAAAGAUCCUACUCAUUACAAAAGCCCUCUACCUAACUCAUUGAAGCAAACAAGGCAAGAAAGUUCAAACAACCAAUGCAACCCAAUAGCCAAAGUACCACCUACGCAAACUCAUCGAACUUUAAUAUUCCAAAAUACCAAUCAAAAUUGUUCAAGACAACCUCCAUUCAUGGGACAUAAAAGGUACGGCAUGUUAAGAAAAUCAAAAAGCAAUUCAGAAAGGUCACAUGAUACAGAAAAUGUCUCAAGUAGCACCACGAGCUGGGAAGGAACUACGGGCACUGAAACAUCGAGUCCUACAGCAAACUCAAUGCCUGAUAGUGAGACAAAAAGCCCUAUAACUAACAAUGAAGCGUCAAGUACAAGCAAUCGUACAAGCAGCCAACAAGAGGCCGAAGAGCCGAGUACAAUCAUACAACAAGACGCUGAAGGGUCAAAUGCAAACUCACAACCAAAUGUCCCUAACAUUCGCCGUUCAAUGAGAAUCAGAAAACCGAUUAAAAGGAUGAACUUAUAA
Macrosteles quadrilineatus (aster leafhopper) is the source of this 3048-nucleotide messenger RNA. RefSeq lists its product as uncharacterized. Gene Ontology annotation, biological process: DNA integration. The record is from RefSeq and is a predicted model, not a curated record. Gene Ontology annotation, molecular function: nucleic acid binding. The coding region runs from base 1 to 3048 and encodes 1015 amino acids. NCBI's taxonomy places the organism in Eukaryota, Metazoa, Arthropoda, Insecta, Hemiptera, Cicadellidae. The transcript has a single exon.